AUGCUCCUAGUGACUAUUGUCAUCGCAUCAGUUCCCAUUGCUGCGACCCUCCUCUUCAUUUGCCUCAGUUUGUUAUUUUCGCGUCAGUUGAAAAAGAAACGAUGGGCCACUGACCCACCAGAUGUACAGGUUGUUCAAUUCCUCGAAGGUGCCAGUGCCAUCUGGAGGAACCCCCUCUUUUUGGGGGUGGCCAGUGCCAAGUCUUUCGCCCCAAGUCCUUUCGCUGAAUACCUCUACUACGGUGAUCUGUUGAGCUGGGGUCUCUUCCUCACACGACUCGUUGCACUGGCUAUAUGUGUUGCUCUGUGGAGUUGGCUCUAUCGACUCGGCUAUGAGAGCGUGGGGCACUAUCUUAAGCACCGUUAUAGAAACCGGUUUCUGGUUGGUUUAUACAAUGUGAACCUAUUGAUAGGAACUAUUUACAUAUACAAGUCUGGUGUCAAUCCGAUUGUAUAUGCCUUUAUUGAGUUCUACAAAACAAAUAACUACGUAAGUCUCGCGUUCCUAUGCUUCUUGGGGGUUACGUCAUUUGGCGGCUUCAACGUAACCAUGUUUGCAGUGAUCAUACAUUGUUUGCUAGAGGUGCUUGGACAAACACUCGUUUCAAUGUCAAUAUCGUCAAUCUCAAACAUAACCCAAGGUUUUAUAUCCACUCCAAUUGCACCAUGUUUUGUCAAUCUUGGUGUGGCAGAAUUCUUACCUCUCCUGUCACACCUCAUAACUAUUCUGCCUGUUUACCAGAUCCUUCGAAAGGCUAGUAGUCUAAAGAAAUUGAGAGCAUCUGUGGUGAUAUGUGCUACCGUUCUCUUCUGCGACCAAUUCUGGUCAAUGUUGCUGGCUUCGAAAGUGAAAGAAGUUGGUAUUUAUAAUAGCAAAGUGGAAAGUGGCGUGGAUGACCGAUCGUCCUUAUGGAUACGAUCUUUUCUAGGUGGUGUGAAUGUGACCAGCGAGCGCAAGAUGGACCAAGAAGUCACUACAUGGAGUCCUCCAACCCCCAUGACUGGCCUAGACUUCGAUUAUGGGUUUUGGGAUUUCCCAUCGGCCGGGGCAGUGGUUCUCUUCUGGACCUUACUAGGUCAUCUCAACAUGUUCACUGCACUCCAGCUGCACAUAAUAACUGUACACGCCAUCCAGCACUGCAUCCCCACGUGGCUGCGAGACGUAGUGGCCAGUUCGGUGUCGGAGUUUAGGCUCUUUUACAUAUGUGUCCGGUUUUUCUUCUCUAUCAUCGUGAUGAUGCUUAUCGAGGAGGGUGUCUAUGAGCUUGUCCAUCCAGAAUACAAAGGUAUAAUUGUUCACACGCCUCUGUUGGAGUCCACACUGACCAUAGCGGUGUGUGUAGUCACAGUGACCGGCUGGAUGGUGCGCAGUGUCGGCCCUGUGCUAAUGAGCGUCCAGGUCGUGGUGGAAAUCGUGGGAAUGCACUUUCUGGAGCAAAUACUGACACGCGACUUCCAGGAAACAGAUUUUGUCACUGGUGAAAUGAUUUGGCGGGAAGGGAGGGCGCAAGACCAAAGACACAUCUGCAGUGCUGCCUGGCUGCCCUCCCUUGUAACGUUUGUGCUACUUCUCGUGGCGCUAUCGACACUCAUUUGCUGCCAUCCCAGACACAGCAUCAUCCUUCGAGACAGCCUCGGAAGGGGUAAGAGCAGCAUAGAAGAGGCGGAGGAGAAUGGUGAGAGCUCUGAAUCAUCGGAAGAGAUAGAGUAG
Echinococcus granulosus is the source of this 1710-nucleotide messenger RNA. RefSeq lists its product as hypothetical. The record is from RefSeq and is a predicted model, not a curated record. Bases 1 to 1710 code for a protein of 569 amino acids. The transcript has a single exon. NCBI's taxonomy places the organism in Eukaryota, Metazoa, Platyhelminthes, Cestoda, Cyclophyllidea, Taeniidae.